ACCUCGAACAGAGAACAUUGAAUAAUAAGCGGAAGCGAAAAAGCGCACAGCUAGAAAAGUUCGUCAAAUGCGACAAGUUUUCCUCGUACGUUUUUCCCGCCAAAUGAGUCAGAGAAAUUUUACAAGUGCUUGAAACGAAAAGAAAAGACUUACAAAAAGUGCAAGCUGGAAAAACAUUUUAUGAACAUAUAUAUUAAAAAUAAACAAAAUAUAUUUUGUUUAAACUCAAACAAAGUCAUCAUCAUUAGUAUUUUGUGUGAAAUAAAAUACCACCAUGGCCAUUGCAUACUUCAUACCCGAUCAGGCCCAACUAUUGGCCCGAAGCUAUCAGCAGAAUGCCCAACAAGCAGCCACCAGCCAAAGGACAUCAUCUGCCACACCCACACAGCAACCAGGACAACAGGCGCAACAGCAACCUGCACAGGAGCAACAGCAGCAGGAGCCACGACAGGCGCCACAUCGUCCUCAAUUCCGAGCCAACAUAUCGGUGCCCCUCGGCAGGCAGCAGGGCUCGAUGACCAUGUCGGAGUUCGGAUGCUGGGAUCUCCUGGCCCAGAUCUUCUGCUACGCUCUAAGGAUCUACAGCUACAAUUCCAGCCAGCGACGGCCGACGGUCAUACAGAUAUCCUUCGAAAUCAGCGGCGGCAGUCAGGACUCCGAUGAUGAUGUCACCGAUGCCAGUGCCUCCAAGGAUAACUAAAUUUGGUUCCCAAUUUUUCACCUGGGUGGCAAGAGAGGAUACUCUCUAGGGAAGGCAGGCUCAAUCAAAGCGCAUUGUGAUUUCUUUUUUGGGUAUGGACACACGAGGAGGGAAGAGUUUUUGUAAUGAAGAAAAAAGGAUAUUUCCACCACAAAAUAAGAAAAAUAUUUUUAAACUAUUUUUGAGAUAGAGAGAGAGAGAGGCAGAGGAAAAUUCAAAAUUUGUCAUCGAUUUGCUGAAAGUGAUAUUGACUGUUGGUUAAAUAUUUUGAUGCCAUUUUCAGUUCAAGGAAAAUGAUUUUCUUUUUUUUUUUUGGCAAGCAAACAAGCAAAGGUUUCCCGGUUGGUUCAAAAUUAUUUCGAGGGCAGAACAUAAAGUUGUGUAAAAUUAUCAUAAACCUAAUCAGUGUCUAUACAUAUGGGUAAAACCACCAGCAACGUAUUAAGCUAACAACUAAUUGUCAAAUUUUUGCAUUUCAACUACUUAAAUAUAUAUAGAGUUUUAACUAAGCAACUCCGAACUACCAUACAGAACCAACAAAACCACAAGAAGAACAAAAGACAACAACUCAAUUGUACAAAAUAGAUUCUAAGCAGACAUCAAAUUUUAUAUGUUUACAAAAAAGAAAGCGUAACAGAAAAUACAAAAAAUACAAUGUCAAUAAUCUAGCUACAAAAAAAAAGCAAA
This is a messenger RNA of Drosophila kikkawai, 1387 nucleotides long. It is a transcript of the gene grim, whose product is annotated as grim. NCBI's taxonomy places the organism in Eukaryota, Metazoa, Arthropoda, Insecta, Diptera, Drosophilidae. The record is from RefSeq and is a predicted model, not a curated record.